Molecule: messenger RNA, 2155 nt
Organism: Spodoptera exigua (beet armyworm)
Lineage: Eukaryota; Metazoa; Arthropoda; Insecta; Lepidoptera; Noctuidae
Source: the annotation of a GenBank genome assembly
UGACGACAAACGACAAUGCGUGUUGUUGUGAUAACAAUUUAUAUUUGAUCACGAAUUAUUUAUAUUAAAUAAUCUUAAGUUUUGCGAAAAUGUGGAGACAAAGUCUUAAUUACUUUUAAGUUGGAAUGGAAUACAAGUACAGUUUUAAUUUAUUAUUUUUGUUUUUCUAGUAAUUUUACCAGAGGUAGCCAUAGUAAUGGAUAAAUGUAAGGUUGCGUUUAUUAUAGUAGUGUUAUAUUUUAUUGUAUCAAUUGAGACUUCGGGUGUUACUGUUUAUCCCGGAGAUACAUUACCUCAUCAUGGUCGUUGUGAGCCCAUUACUAUUCAGUUUUGUUCACAAAUACGAUAUAAUCAAACGAUAUUUCCCAAUUUACUGAAUCAUGCUAAACAAGAAGAUGCGGCUCCAGAAGUCCACCAGUUCACUCCUUUGGUAAAAGUUAACUGUUCACCAGAUCUACAAUUCUUUUUGUGUUCAGUGUACGCCCCCGUGUGUACAAUAUUAGACAGAGUCUUGCCUCCUUGUCGACAUUUAUGUGAAUCAGCCAAACAAAAUUGUGAUGAGAUUAUGACAACAUUUGGACUUCACUGGCCCAAGCAUUUGGAGUGCACCGAAUUCCCUGUGGCUUCUGAAGGCGUGAUAUGUGUUGGUGAUAACAAUAUAACUCAUGAGUCUAGAAAACACAAGGAAACCAGACUUCCUAAAGUGAAUUUCAAAAAUAGUCAUGAAAAAGAUCCAACCAAACUACGUGGAGCAAAAGACUAUGGAUUUGUGUGUCCUGUUCAAUUUAAAGUCCCUAAGAACUUAGAUUUGGAAUAUUCAUUGAAGGUUGGUGAUAAAACAGAAUAUGACUGUGGGGCACCUUGCACUGGAAUGUUUUUCAGUGAAGAUGAGAAAAAGUUUGCACGAUUAUGGAUUGGUAUAUGGGCCACAUUAUGUACUGUAAGCUGUCUGUUCACUGUUUUGACUUUUCUAAUAGACACAGAUAGAUUUAGAUAUCCAGAAAGACCUAUUAUUUUCCUAUCUGUAUGUUACCUCAUGGUGGCUGCAGCAUAUGUUAUGGGUUGGAGUGCAGGUGACAGCAUUAGCUGUCAAGGACCAUUCCCAACAACAAUAAGUGGUGCAAGACUACCAAAUACAUCUGUUAUUACACAGGGAACAAAGCAUGAACCUUGUACUAUACUCUUCAUGGUGGUAUAUUUCUUUAGUAUGGCUUCAAGUAUUUGGUGGGUGAUCUUGACAUUGACAUGGUUUCUGGCAGCUGGACUUAAGUGGGGCCAUGAAGCAAUUGAAGCAAAUUCUCAGUACUUCCAUUUAGCAGCAUGGGCUGUACCUGCUAUCAAAACAAUAUCAAUUUUGGCCAUGGGAAAAGUAGAUGGUGAUGUUCUCUCUGGUGUAUGCUAUGUUGGACUUUGGGAUGCCGAAGCACUGCGCGGAUUUGUUUUGUCACCGCUCUGCGUGUAUCUGGUUCUUGGGACUAUCUUCCUGCUAGCAGGCUUUGUUUCAUUAUUCCGAAUUAGAACUGUAAUGAAACAUGAUGGAACAAAAACAGAUAAACUUGAGAAACUAAUGAUUCGUAUUGGCGUUUUUGGUGUUUUAUACACAGUACCAGCUUUAAUAGUGAUUGCUUGUCUUUUCUAUGAACAAGCUAAUUUCGAUGAUUGGAUGGGAACUUGGCACCGUGACAUGUGUUCUAUACCUUUGUAUUCUAUUCCAUGCCCUUUUACACGUAAAGAAACUGACCGACCGAAAUUUGAAAUGUUUAUGAUAAAGUACUUAAUGACGAUGAUAGUAGGAAUAACUUCCAGUUUUUGGAUUUGGUCUGGGAAAACAUUAGUCUCAUGGCGCCAAUUUUUCGAUAAAAUUAAGGGACGAAGGGUGGAAGCUUAUGUGUGACUUGCUUUGAGAAUGGAUCUAAUUUGAAUCUUAUACAUAUUUUAGAAAAUUGUUUCCCGCCGUUAAUGAGGCAGCUAAAUCGAAUAAGGCAGCUAUAUACUUUUAUCAUGAGAUUAUUUUUGAAUAUUAUUGAAUCUCAAAAUAAGGCUGAAAUUGUAAAUAGUUUUCUUUUUUCAUUAUUGUGUCCUAAUUGUAAGAUUUUUUUACUUUUUUGUAAUUAUUUUUAAGAAUAAUUUUAAAAUAAAAUAAUUGUAUUUUUAA